GGCGCGGGGGGGCCAGUGCGGAAGGGACCGCGGCGGAGGAAGGUGUGUGUCGUCGUCGCUCUCUCUCUCUCUCUCUCUCUCCUCCCGCAGCUCUCGCCAGGAGGAUGUCUUCUUCUCAGCCUCGAAGGGUCGUCCUCAGCACCGGGAAUAUUCUCGAGAUGGAGGACCUGAUACGCAAGGCGGGGCAGACCACGUCGGAGGAGCUGAGUGGGAGUAUAAAAACCACCCUUAACAGCUGGGAAGGGGGGAAGGUUGACCUGCAGAAUGGCGGGGUGUUCACCAUACAGAGGAAUUUCAAGAGACUCGCGACCAACGACAACAGCGGCACCAAGACCACGGUGAAACUCUUCCUCAGCAAUAACGAAUCCACGCAGGUAGAGGACGCAAUCAGAACAGUAUGCGAUGGCCUAGAUCUCCCAAGCAUAGACUCGGUCAUUGUCAGCCCCCCUGAUGUCAGUGAUGACGUUACUCUCGCCAGUUUGGAGCCAAUGUGGAGAGCACUUGAAGACGCUGUUGACCGAGGGGCUGUCAAAGCCAUAGGCCUGGCAGACAUCCCAGUGCGAGCAUUAGUGGAAUUAUACGAAUGGGCGAAGGUGAAGCCUACAACUGUGCAGGUCAACCUAUCAUCCUGCUGUGUUGUGCCGCAAGAACUAACAACCUUCGCGCAGAACAAUGACAUUCAAGUCCUAACACACAAUGAUCCAGCUGAAAUAGUGGAUGAAGAAGUGAUAUCCACCAUCACCAGCCGCCUAGGCUUAUCGGGGGUCCAGUGCCAAGUGGAGUGGGUGGCAAGGCACCGGACAAUCCAGCAGUGUUUCGGCUUGAUACAAGACAAGGGCUACACGCUUGCCCUUGCCUGUGAUGGUUAGGGCCUGGCUAUGAUAGCGCCUGCAGUCCAACAAGAUUCAAGUUACAACCACGUUAAAUGAUGUUGUUAUGGAGCUCGAGUGUAGGGAAUGAAAUAUGCAUGAUAUACUAUAUACAUUCUGUUCUUGAACUACAUUAGCAACAGUUUUAUCAUUGUUUACAUUCAGUAAGAUAAAAACAGCCUCAUUGUGUGUUUACACACACACACACACACACACUCACACUCUCACACUUGCACUCAUACUCACUCAUAUUCACACUCUCACACUCACACUUGC
Penaeus indicus is the source of this 1145-nucleotide messenger RNA. RefSeq names its product glutamate--cysteine ligase regulatory subunit-like (gene Gclm). Gene Ontology annotation, molecular function: enzyme regulator activity; glutamate-cysteine ligase catalytic subunit binding. The record is from RefSeq and is a predicted model, not a curated record. The coding region runs from base 105 to 869 and encodes 254 amino acids. Gene Ontology annotation, biological process: glutathione biosynthetic process. Gene Ontology annotation, cellular component: glutamate-cysteine ligase complex. NCBI's taxonomy places the organism in Eukaryota, Metazoa, Arthropoda, Malacostraca, Decapoda, Penaeidae. The transcript has 5 exons.